AUGACAAUACCCAAGCUCGAACUUCAGGCUGCUGUUUUAGCGGCCAGGCUGGCUGAUCAUUUGGGGCGUACCCUGAGGGAGAUAAUCAAUAAGAGGUUCUUCUGGACCGAUAGCCGUGUGGUGCGAUGCUGGAUUGCUAGUGUGGCCCAAACCUUCAAACCGUUCGUGGCCUUCAGGAUUGGCGAGAUCCAGAGUCUGACCCUGGCCAGAGAGUGGCGGCACAUCCCAGGAAAACUCAACCCUGCAGACCUUGCAACAAGGCCCAAACCCUUGCCCGAUAGUGAAGCAUUCGGCUCAUGGAUCAAUGGCCCUGUGUUUCUGAGGCGAACUGACAUGGACUGGCCUCCAGAUAUAGAGAUCAGUGCGACCAUUGAGGAGCAAAGACAGAAAUACCGGCCUGUGGAAGCAACCAUCAACUAUGUGGGUGAAGGAGCCACCAAUCUCCAGGAGCUCCUUGAGGAACCCAUGUCCAACACCGGGUCUGCUCACAAUGGCAUCCAUGAACUUAUUGCCCAGGCCCAGAGGGAGUCAUUUCCCAACGACUUUGGCCAGAAUGGAGAAUUGGCUCCCCAAAAUGCAUCCAGGAUGAGGAAUCUGGUGCCCUUUGUGAGCGACGACGGAGUUGUUCAAGCCUGGGGUCGUCGUAGCAGGGCUCAGGUUGGCUAUGACCAACGGUUCCCCAUUAUUCUCUGCCCACGUCACCCCCUUACCAAACUGAUCCUCAAGGAGGAGCAUGCCCUCGGUCACCAUCCAGGUGGGAAUCAAGGCUUGGCAAUGAUUCGCCAAAAGUACUGGAUCCUUAGGGGACGUGAGGCUGUUCAAAAAAUACGCCUCGAAUGCCGGGUGUGCCAAAGGCUGGAAGCUCAGCCUGCCCACCAAGAGAUGGCUGAUCUACCUCCAGAGAGAUUUGCCAUGGCGCAGCCCCCAUUCUGGAACACGUCAGUGGAUCUGUUUGGUCCACUGGAGGUCCUGGUGCUGAGGAACAAGAUCAAGAAGAGAUGGGGAAUGAUAUUCACUUGCAUGACCACCCGGGCCGUGCAUCUGGAGGUGGUACCCUCCCUCAGCACUCAAGACUUCUUGAAUACUCUACGCAAUUUCGUUAACCUGCGGGGGAAGCCUGACCUACUCUACUGCGACAACGGCACCAACUUUGUUGGCGCCCACAACCUUUUGCGCGACCUGGAGACGUCCAGUGGUGGGAUGGGUCUGGGACAACAAAUAAAGUGGAAGUUUAAAGUCCCUGCCGCGCCCCAUUGGGGAGGGGUGCACGAGUCCCUUGUGAAGUCGGCAAAAAAGGCCAUGAUCCGGAUCCUGGAGGACGACCAGACGGCCAUUAUCAAUCCAUCUGCUGUACCGUACAUCGCCAUGAUCCGGAUCCUGGAGGACGACCAGACGGCCAUUAUCAAUCCAUGGACCCGAGGAAGCAUUUCGGCUACAUCCAGGGAGUGGUGGACCGUCUCUGGAAAAGGUGGACCACCAAAUACCUCCCCACCCUUCUAA
Tigriopus californicus is the source of this 1500-nucleotide messenger RNA. RefSeq lists its product as uncharacterized. The record is from RefSeq and is a predicted model, not a curated record. Gene Ontology annotation, molecular function: nucleic acid binding. The transcript has a single exon. Bases 1 to 1500 code for a protein of 499 amino acids. Lineage: Eukaryota; Metazoa; Arthropoda; Copepoda; Harpacticoida; Harpacticidae.